AGACAGCCAGUCAGCCAACCAACCAGGCAGCCAGUCAGCCAGUCAGUCAGUCAGUCAGAGGCAGGCGCACCGUGUGCCACCACUUUGACCGCUCCAGCUCUCCUCCUGCACGUUAAACCGCAGCUCACCCACCACCAGCAGCAAACAUGGACAACAUCAGCGACACGGUGGAGCACGAAGAGCGCAGUGAUGGAGCCGACAGCCCCGACCGGGAGCCCAGAGGUGGCAGCGCAGGUGAGGAGGCCAAGGAGCAGCUGGUCAGCGAGGCGCAGGUCCACGCCCCUGCCGAGGGAGAGCGCAGCUACAUGGACACCAGGGACAGACACAGCCCCUCGUCCUCCUCUUCAUCCAGCGAUGAUGAAGAGGAGGAGGUGAAGGUAGAGGAGGAGGAGGUAAAGGCAGAAGAAGCGGAGCCGGUGGAGGUGGAGGUGGAGGUGGUGGAGGUGAACGGCGAGGCGCACGACGGAUCCAGGCGCUCGUCGUCCUCCUCGGCAUCCUCCGCUUCUCCCGACGACCCGCCGAGGACCCGGGAGGAGGAUAACGCAGAGGACGGGAUGCUGAUGGCCUACACCCACCACGACACCGCCACCGGCCAGGAGGAGACGGUCGACUACACCCUGAAAACUCUGGAGAGUGUGACUCUGGAUGAGAGCAGCGCUGCGCCGGACGACCCCAACCAGCCCGACGUGGCCCUCUUUGUCAAGGCGGGCAACGAUGGAGAAAGCAUCGGCAACUGUCCCUUCUCCCAGCGUCUCUUCAUGAUCCUCUGGCUGAAAGGCGUGGUGUUCAACGUCACCACCGUCGACCUCAAAAGAAAGCCGGCAGACCUGCACAACCUGGCCCCGGGGACGCACCCUCCGUUCCUGACCUUCAACGGGGAGGUCAAGACCGAUAUCAACAAGAUCGAGGAGUUCCUGGAGGAAACGCUCAGCCCUCCAAAGUAUCCCAAACUGGCCGCCAAGCAGAGAGAGUCGAACACAGCUGGAAAUGACAUCUUCGCCAAGUUCUCAGCCUACAUCAAGAACACCAAACCAGAGGCCAACGCCGUUCUAGAGAAGGGUCUGACCCGGGCCCUGAAGAAGCUGGACGACUACCUGAACAGCCCGCUGCCGGACGAGAUCGACGCAGACAGCAUGGAGGAGGAGAAGGGCUCCAACCGGUGCUUCCUCGACGGAAACGAGCUCACUCUGGCAGACUGCAACCUGCUGCCCAAACUGCACAUAGUCAAGGUUGUCGCUAAGAAGUACCGCAACUACGACAUCCCCUCAGACAUGACGGGCGUGUGGCGGUACCUGAAGAACGCCUACACCCGCGACGAGUUCACCAACACCUGCGCCGCCGACUCCGAGAUCGAGACGGCCUACAAAGACGUGGCGAGGAGACUGGCCAAGUCCACGCAGCUUCACAGCUCCAGAUGUGACGGAUCUCAGCGGUUCGGCACAUCGUGUACGCGGUGUCGCAAUUACAGAACCAGACACGGCUGAGGAGAAGUGGAGCAGGGCCGAUAAAUCAAGCACAUUUUAACUGAAUUCACAGGUUUUGAAAAACUACAUUCAGUUUUUUUUUUGCCGCUGUGAAACUUAAACAUGAUUGUGUCUGUCUGUAUUUAUUCCUCAUCACACAAAGCUCUCUUUCAUACGUUCUCCACCGGCCCGCAACGGCCAAACAUUUUACUAGCUGCUGAUGUCAGGGUCGUUCACUUUAUUUAUUCCUAAGCCCACAGAAGUCUGGUCCAGCUCCAGUGUUUAUGAUCAAGCUUUGGCUCCUGGGGAGACACCUUGAUUCAUCUGUGAUUGAUGACGGAUGCUAAUUGUUUUGACUGAAUAUGACUGUUGAUUCACUUCUUUUUUUUUUUUUUUUUUGAUUGUCAUUCAUUUCUUGUAGGUGUUGCUGUUGUUGUUUUUGUUUCCUUGAGCUUAAACGCAUCUUGAAAUUCACUCACUGCUUCUGAACGAUUGAUUUGUGGAUAGAUUGAUUUUUAAAUGAACACGUGAUCGAUGAUGAACAUUUUUUUUUUUUUUUUUUCCUGACAAGGGGCAUCGAUAGCUUAGAAACAAAGCCUGUGUCCGAAUUGUUUGUACACCUGACGUCUGUUUCGGAGUCCUAACAUUUAAAAACAUUUAAAAACAUUUAAAAACAUCCAAAAAAGUAACUUAACUUAUCAACAGAAUAUGACAAAACAUUGUAAUAAAUACGCGUUUGUAUUUUGUUGUGGAGAUAUCCACUACAGUUAGCAUGCUAACCAGCUCGGAAAACCAAUCUGAGCUCCCAUUCUGGACCACUAGCUGCACGGCUAACUGAGCUAACUAGCUAACAACAGCUACAGUCAGCAGCACCCCCAACAUCUUACAUAUUGCACCUUUAAUAUAUGAAAAAAAUCUUCACGUGCCUUUAUUUGGUAGAUUCAAAAAAAAAAUAAAAAAUAAAAAAUCUGAGCCAAUGUCGCCCGCAGACGCGUUUCUGAAAAGUGUUUUGCAUCCAGAGCCGAGACAUUUGUUCUGCCUCCGGCUAUUAGCGUCCAGUUCAGGUAUUGAUUUUGUCUUGAGUUACACAUGAUAUUAUGAAUGGAGAGAGUAUUUACUCAGCAGCCCCAAUCAGGCCUGAUUAGGCAGAGCCAUUAGUGCUGCGAUGAAAAGCGUCUUCCAGGCCAGGUCCACAAUGGUCAGGAGCCCUGCCCUCCAGCCUCCUUCAUCAAAGAGACAUUUCCUCCGCCACGAGGAGUCUCUCAACAUCCGCAAGCCUAAAGUUCAAGUUCAAAAGUUUCAUUGUCCGCGCAGAGGAGGAUGGAAAUUCGUCUUGGGGCUUAUCGUCUUUGGCUUGUUGUCAGGCUGCAACUAUAGCGAGACUUCCUCGAAGAGCCAUAAGGCUCUUGUGUGGUUUGGACAAACAUAUGAUAUGAAAUUGGAGCAUGAUGACUGAGAGCCAUGCUCAUUGCGAAGCUCUACAAAUAAAAUAAUAUUUUCACAGA
Messenger RNA from Acanthopagrus latus (yellowfin seabream), 2968 nucleotides. RefSeq names its product chloride intracellular channel 5b (gene clic5b). Lineage: Eukaryota; Metazoa; Chordata; Actinopteri; Spariformes; Sparidae. The coding region runs from base 147 to 1484 and encodes 445 amino acids. The transcript has 7 exons. The record is from RefSeq and is a predicted model, not a curated record.